AUGGCAACAGACGCGGAGGACGAUGAAUCGGACAUCGGCGAGAUUAUUGGCGGAGAAGAACCAGAAAUGCAGUUUACAGAUGGAGAUGGGCUCAGGAGGCUACCUUCUAAUGAGGCACCACUAUUGGUUGGAGAAUGGGAAGGAGACGGAGGAGGAGGAGAAGAAGAAGAAGAAGAAGAAGAAGAAGAAGAUAGCGAAGCCGGAUUAAGUGAAGGAGAAAAGAGAAGAAGAAAACGCAACGGUACGGAUCCUCUCGACCUCGACUCCAAUAGAUCAGUGCUCCUCUCCGAAUGCGAUGAGACACAUAAGCCGGACCCAGGAUCGUGUAACGUCCCGUGCAACAACAGCUACAAGAUAGACUGCCAUUGCGAGUGCGAAACUUGCAUGUUCAAACACCUCAACGACAACCCACCCAAUCACAGGAAAUUCAAAAAGCUGCUCCGUCGCAACUUUCGAAGUGCGGGGAGUAACGCCUUGACGGAUCCCCUUCGACGCAAUUUUCGAGCGCGAAGGCCUUAUGAUUAUACUCAGGAUAGCGCAACGCAGCCUUGCACGGAGAUGAUCCCUUGGGGCGUCAACAUCCGCAAAUGGAACAAGCCUUGUCCGAACAAACGUCGGCGCGAACGGGGCCGGUACGACGGUAAAGUUCUACCCUGCGACGAGGUAUUCUGUGACGGAGAUCUGAAUGCGCUGAGUGAAAGGUGUGAGAGAAGGCACGGGAGCGGGCUCCCCGAUGCUCUGUGGGACCAAGUCAAAUUCCCGGCAGACGACGGACCCGUAAGACCCUACGUGUGCGAGAGCCACAUCCAAGACACCAAAGACUACUUCCACAUGGGUGCACACGCGGACAACCUCUACAAAUCCCAUCUGGUCCGGUUCUGCAAAGUACACGAAGCGGAGCUCCUGGCGAAACGUCCGGAGUCCACCUGCACCUGCCGCAACGUCGAUUUCAACAGGUGGCAAUGCCGUUCCUGCUUUCAAGAAAAGGUGGAGAAGCUCCAACGACACUUCAGACGCAGGGUGAACCCUCGCUGGCGCGGGUGUGCGGACACGAGCAUCACCAAUGGCAAGUUCUACCAGCGAGAUUGGAAAGGGGUCCGGAGGAUGUUGCAGCGGGAACACCCUUGCUUGAAAGGGCAUUGCGGACGGCCUCGCCUCAAAGGCCUCGUUCGGAAUGAAGUGCUGGAUUGUCGGUGUUGCGGAGGUCAUAUUGUGCAGCCGUUACGGAGGUCGACGCGGCUGGCGGGGCGGCGGGGCGUGGCAUAUGCUGAGGAAGACAUGCGGGAAAAUUCAGCAGAGGGCUCAGGCGCCGAGGAUUGA
Molecule: messenger RNA, 1320 nt
Organism: Letharia lupina
Lineage: Eukaryota; Fungi; Ascomycota; Lecanoromycetes; Lecanorales; Parmeliaceae
Exons: 1
Coding region: 1-1320 (439 amino acids)
Source: RefSeq, a predicted model, not a curated record